Messenger RNA from Strigops habroptila (Kakapo), 4148 nucleotides. Its product is annotated as sulfate transporter-like. Gene Ontology annotation, molecular function: bicarbonate transmembrane transporter activity; secondary active sulfate transmembrane transporter activity; oxalate transmembrane transporter activity. Gene Ontology annotation, biological process: transmembrane transport. The transcript is spliced from 3 exons. Gene Ontology annotation, cellular component: membrane. The record is from RefSeq and is a predicted model, not a curated record. NCBI's taxonomy places the organism in Eukaryota, Metazoa, Chordata, Aves, Psittaciformes, Psittacidae. The coding region runs from base 1748 to 3895 and encodes 715 amino acids.
UAUGGAACAGGGCAGGAGCUGGAGGAAAGCAUUGAUGCGCUACCAGAUGUGGAGAAUGAGAGGUGGGCAUUAAUCAGGUAUCUUGCACAGAGCAUGAGGCCUGGUAAUGCUGCUCAGUCUGCCCCGUGAGUUGUACAGGUUAUGAUAUCAUACCAGGAAGGCAUACAGCCUUUCUUACGCAGAAAACCCAUCCCUGCUGAUACCAUCAUGCUAUGCACAGUUUUGGAGCCACGGAAGUCUCCGUUCAAAGCACGGCUCCUUUUCAGUGCAGUCCAGCAGCAGGUUAGCAGAGCGAGCCGUACCCACCAGAGAGUCACUUGCUGUCUCUGCGUCUGUAGUGAAUGAAAAUGCCAUUUGGGGGUCCCAGUCUGCAGCACCAGAUAAAAUGCCUCUGGUGUUUUCUGUUGCCUAUCUAUCAGCAUCAGCCCUGUAUGUUGACUCUAGAUAGCUGUCUGCACACUAUGGCCUGGUAGCUCUAGUGAGAAGCGUGUGACAGUGUAAGGUGGAAGAGUUGGUUUACUUGGAUUGAAUUGCUUAAUAUUCAGAGGGCUGUUUGUCUACAAAAUAUUUAGAAAUCUCGGAAUAUUUUCAGCUGGAAAGAGAAGCCAGUCUAAAUGUUAAGCGUUGCAGCUGCUUCUAUGCUCAUGUGGGUUCCUUUGAUAUGGUUAGGAUCAUUUGCUUAGGCUGCCUCAAGACAGUAGGAACUUGGGUUGGUAUUGUCUUUCUAGCCAAAAGAGCUAUAGGUAGUUAAUCUCUGAGCUAGCAGGCAUGGCUGUGUGUAAACCAUCAUGUAGGGCUGAUGUUGGGCACUUUGGAUAUGACAGCAUCAGACCUGGAAAGGGAGAAUGAAGAUUGUAUGCUCCAGCCAGCUAGGCUGAGGGCUGAGAGAAGACAUUUCCUCUCUGCAUAGCUGUAGGAUCAGUGCCUUGUAAUGGGCUAACUGCAGGAGAAACUGGUAGAGAAGUGUCACGCUUGAACUCACUUCUCUCACUUCUCCUUUUGUGUUUUUGCCAGUCUUGCCGUGAAGUGAUAGUAGCAGUGAAUGUUCUCUAGCUACUUGUGAAAUGGUGAUUUAGUGAACCAAUUUUAAGCCGUGGCAUCCUCAGCACUGCUAGCUCCAGUCCUGAUUUGGUAAUUAAGUGGUAAACAUUGCUUAGAACAUUAAUUUGGUUGAUGUUUGCGCUGCAUGAAGCAAGUGUAAUCAGCACAUAAGGGAUAUCUUGUUAUUAGCACUCUGGGACUGCGAGGCAGUAUUGGAAAGGGAAGCCUGGCAGUUAGACUUCUUAUGUUUCUGCUGCUGUCUCUGGCCUUGACCUCCACUGUAGCACCAGGUGAAUGGGUUUCUGGCUGAAUUUUAUAAAGUUCAACUUACGAGCAGUAGCAGGUAUUGUGGGUGGAAGAGUUUUCUGGGUGAUUCUGGACGCUGUCUGGAAACCGGGAGUGCUGUCGAAAUGCUGGCAAUCGCUGUUGGUAUCAUCAAGUUUCGUUAGGGCUUGUCUUGUCAAGACUUUGCUCUUUCACAGUGAGGCAAUAUGUUUUGAGUAUUAAAUGUGCUUUGAUAUAAUCACCUUAUGAUUAUAUCAAAUACUAGAGCAUUAAUAUGAUUUCCACUUGUGUGUGUUGUUUUGUUCAGAUGUAAUUUACUUGAAAGCCAGCUUUUAAGAAGUGUGAAGAGCAUUCUUUCCAAUGUUGUUGGCUGAAAUAAAGCUGCUCUGUAAAGAUUGCAUCUUCUUGGGAAGUCCUUGAGAUGACAGCAAUGACAGAAUUCAACAACAUCCAUUCAGUGACUGAAAUGCCAGAAGGAGACAAUCCUAAAUGUGGUUUCCAUCACGGAAUGUUCUUGGAACCCCAAGAGAAGAAGAGGAGCAUGAAGGCUCUGGUGGUUAAGCAAGCAAGGAAAACUUGCAGCUGUACUCCAGCCAAAGUUAAAGACUUUGUUUUAAGUUUCUUUCCUGUCUUGCAGUGGCUUCCUAAAUACAAACUAAGAGAGUGCCUACUGGGAGACAUAAUGUCUGGUGUGAUUGUGGGGGUCUUACUAGUCCCACAGUCAAUUGCUUAUUCUCUCUUGGCUGGGCAGGAGCCUAUUUAUGGCCUUUAUACAUCCUUUUUUGCUGGCAUUAUUUAUUUCAUAUUUGGAACCUCCCGCCACAUCUCAGUUGGCAUCUUCGGUGUGAUUUGCCUGAUGGUGGGACAAGUGGUGGAUCGUGAGACGCAGAGAGCUGGCUAUGAUGCAGAGCCAGCUGCGCUCAGUGUCCUCACAGCUACAGCAGCAUAUGCAAACAGCACCAGCUCUCCUGUGAAUCGGACAUCGCAGGAGCUGCUCUGCGAUAAAAGCUGCUAUGCAAUUAGAGUGGGAGCCACCAUGACCUUCAUAGCUGGAAUUUAUCAGGUGGCCAUGGGUUUCUUUCAAGUGGGCUUUGUCUCAGUGUACCUCUCCGAUUCAUUGCUGAGUGGAUUUGUCACGGGUGCCUCUUUCACCAUCCUGACCUCACAAGCCAAGUAUCUCCUAGGUCUAAACAUUCCAAAGAGCAGUGGCAUCGGCUCCCUCAUAACCACAUGGAUAAACAUCUUCAGAAACAUACACAAGACCAACAUCUGUGAUCUCAUCACCAGCAUCUUGUGCUUUCUUGUACUUAUCCCAGCCAAAGAGCUUAAUGAACAUUUUAAAUCCAGGCUCAAGGCUCCAAUACCAGUUGAACUAGUCGUGGUUGUGGCAGCUACUCUGGCAUCUCACUUUGGGAAGCUGAGAGAGACUUAUGGCUCAAGCGUUGCCGGACGCAUCCCAACUGGGUUUCUGCCACCCCGUCCUCCAGACUGGAACCUGAUUCCUAAUGUGGCUUUGGAUGCUAUUCCCUUAGCUAUUAUUGGCUUUGCCAUCACUGUCUCCCUCUCAGAGAUGUUUGCCAAGAAGCAUGGUUACUCUGUGAAGGCCAACCAGGAAAUGUAUGCCAUUGGCUUCUGCAACAUCAUUCCCUCUUUCUUCCAUUGUUUUAUAACAAGUGCGGCUCUUGCCAAGACUCUUGUCAAAGAGUCCACAGGCUGUAGGACACAAGUGUCUGGCAUGGUGACUAGUUUGGUAAUCCUAUUAGUCCUCCUUGUGAUUGCACCUUUGUUUUACUCCCUUCAGAAAUGCGUCCUUGCUGUCAUAACCAUUGUAAACCUCAGAGGAGCCUUGCGGAAGUUCAAGGACCUGCCAAAAAUGUGGCAUUUGAGUAGAGUGGACACAGUGAUCUGGCUAGUUACGAUGGCAGCCUCAGCACUCAUCAGUACUGAGAUUGGUCUUCUGGUUGGUGUUUGCUUCUCCAUGCUCUGUGUCAUUUUCCGAACUCAGAGGCCAGAGGCGCCGCUGCUUGGUUGGGUGGCGGAGUCCGAGACGUAUGAAUCCCUGUCUGCUUACAAGAACUUGCAAACCAAGCCAGGAAUUGUGGUGUUCCGUUUCGAAGCACCCCUCUACUAUAUCAACAAAGAGUGCUUUAAAUCCAUCCUGUACAAGCAAACUGGGGUCAACCCGGUCUGGGUGAAAGCAGCAAAGAAAAAGGCAGCAAAAAGAAUGCUUAGAGAGAAAGAGGUGAAUUCUGGUGGCAACCAGACCGACAUCUCCAUGGAUCUUGUCUCUGAACCUCUGGGAUUUCACACAAUAGUGAUUGACUGUUGUGCAGUACAGUUUCUGGACACAGCGGGAAUACGCACGCUCGAAGAGGUCUGCAAGGACUACAGGGAGAUAGAAGUCCAGGUGCUUCUGGCCCAGUGCAAUCCUUCAGUGAGGAGUUCCCUGAUCCGAGGAGAAUUCUUUAAAGAGGGGGAAGACCACCUUCUCUUCCACAGUGUGCACCAGGCUGUGGACUUUGCAUUGGGUGCACAGGGGCACAGUGGUACCAGCAUUUGUAAGAACUAGCUAUGGGAAGGCAGCAAGUUGGAACAAAGCUUGGGGAAAAAAUAUGGCUGUGGGUCUGUAUAUCUGUGCAAUAUGUAUGCACUCAGAUAAGAAGAGGCAGGGUGGUUGGUAACAUGCUGAUUACUGUGCAGUCUGUUUUGAUGCUUUAAAUUUGCCUGCUGGGUAUAGUGAUUCAUUAGAUGGUAUUGAAUGAAGGCAAUUCUUAACUUGAUUAUGGUCAAUCUGUGAAUCUUAAAGAGUUUUCAUAUGGUUA